GUGGUCUUUUGACCAUUAUCAUGAUUGCGACCGCACCAGAUAGUUAAAAGCAUGGUCAUUAGCGCUUAAGAUAUGCAUAUGUUUACCUUAUCUCCACUUGUGUUUGCCUAUUUUUGUUCUUUCCUCACUCACCUAUCUUUAUCCCACUUACAUUUUACAAGCAUAUGUUUUGAAUGCACAAUCAUGUACACUCUUUAAAAUUGUGAAACCCUUGCUAACAUGUAUUGCGCAACUUCCUCCUCCACACCAAUUAGAGUCCCACUCGAUUGUAGAGAUGCAAUUGACUCUUUUAGAUGUAUUGUUCAUAUAACUUAGAAGACACCUCCACUUAAAAAUUGAAAAGAGCAAUUACUCAUAGACCCUCUCCCUAAUUAAGUGACUGCUUCAACACUAAUCUCUAAUUCCCUUUUCGAUUGAAAGCUUUCGUGUUUAUUUCCUUUCGCUCCAUUUUCAUUUUGGUUGUGGAUGCUCUCCUUGUUGGGUAUAUGGCAUCAUAUGGAGCUCAUGGAGGUGUAUGAGUGUGGAUAUGAGGUUGCGUAAAGGGAAAACGUCAUAUGGGGCAUAAGGCUGACUUUGAAUGCGCAUAUGUCUCAAUCUAUAAAUGGUUUUGAGGUGAUUCGAAUUGGAGGUGAUAGCUUGUUCCGAGAGUUUUCCGACGAUAGGUCAUAUACCCAAUUCCGCUGAGAAACGAGAAAGUUAUGACUGUUUUACGAAGAACUGACGAAACUGUUUCGUCUUGCGUCUCGCCCGUGUAGGUCGGGCGGAUUUCGCCCGGGCACUUUAAGUCGGGCGCGCAAGUAGCUUUGGAAAAGUGAAAUCCUUCCCGGUCGGGUGGAUUUCGCCCGGGCAGCCUGGCGGUUCGGCGUUUAGUCCGAAAAACGCGUUUUUGAUGCGGGAGUAUAGAUAGAAGCCCUAAUACGUCUUUUAUUGUAACCCUAAAUUCAUUAUUCACAGAUUAGAGAGAGAAAAAGCUAUAGAGAGAGUUCUUGAGCGCUUUUGUAAUCUUUCUUGAAUAUUCAUCGAUUCCUAGUGCAUAUUCGUGGUUUUUCUCCCAGUUCUUCCACGUAAAUGUUCUUGUGUGUUCUUUCCUGCUUUGUUAUUUGUUGUUCUAUUAUUGUUCUAUUAUUUCUAGAUUGAUAGUCAAUAGAAAUUACACUCUUACAUAUUGAGUUGAUAACCUAAAGACAUCAAAUGUUUCCAUGUAUCCUCAUAUAUGUUGGUCCAAUUUUCAAUGUCUUGCCUCUUGAUUCUUGGUUUUAUACCCAAAAAAAAUCAAAAAGUACACCUCCUAAUCGAAGAAUAAUGAGUUACAUGUACCUUAUCUAAUGGAUUGUUGUCUUCACUAGAUUUGAUUAUAAGUAGCCUUAUAAGUUGGUGCUUAGUCCAACAAUGACAUGUGGUCUCAAAGGGAGAAAGAAUAUAAAACCUAGAUUGGAAUCAAGGACAACUAAAAGGAUCUAACACCAUUCUCCACAUCAACUAAGUGCAUCUUUAUUCUCACGAGCUGAUAUUCUGAGAAACUUUCGAGUGAAGCUUAUCAACAUGUACUUUUGUUAAUUGUUUGAUUGCAACAAAAUGAAUCUAUUGAGCCAGUCCCAACUUAUACCAAUCUAUUGAGCCAGUUCCAAAGCUUCCAACCAAUCUAUACCAAUCAUCCAGUUAUGUAUGAUUGUUUUAUUGUAACCAAAUGAAUCUAUUGAGCAUAAGGUGAUGGUGUAUAGGAGAACCACACUUUUAGUAGAAUUGUAAUAAUUUAGCUUUAUAUAUUGAGUAUGGUUGAUUUUCUUAGAUGCUAUUGUAUGGAAGGUCUUUGUAACUAGGGAUGCGGUAAGCAAGAAAUCCUUGAAGAUUUUGUUGUGAAUUGUCUAUAUGACCGUGGUUUUUCAUAGGCUCUUGCUAUGAAUGUGUUCAUGUAGGAUAUGUCACCACUUGGUUCCGAAUAAAACAAAGUUAUUUCUAUUAUGAAGUUAGGUAAUGGGUGUUGUUUCUGCCUAGAAACUGGUCAAAGAUGAGAGUUGUGCUGAGUUUGGAUAUCCAAGACGCCGAGAGUCCCGAGGGUAAAGUCUCCAAAGAUCCUGCAAAAGACGGUUAAACUGGCCGGGAUACUUCCAGGAACACCCCUCUGACACUUAGGUCAGAUGUGAGAGAGGUAGAGAGAGAGAGAGUGUCAAUAAAGGUGGAGAGAGAUGCUAUGACUUUUGUGGCUGAAAAUUGAAUAUCUGUUCAUUGAUGAGAUUGGUGACUUUUAUACUCUUGGAGGUUCCCCAUACAGGAAAACCUAAAGACGAAUUCCCACCUUUAGGGAAAGUAUCUCUCUUUUCAAUGAUGUUUUAUGUUCCCUUGAACAUGUGGGCUUAACCUGGUUAGAUGGAUGGACCAUUUCAUGGGCCCAAACAGGUGUACAAGUUCAAGCUGCUUAAAGUUUUAUGGUCAGCGGUGCUAAGCUUAUAGCCUUUGUUCUUGGUCUACAAUGAGCUUCAGUCUUUCCAUUGACAAAUACACUGAUAAAAAAGUAGAAGGUGCUAUGGAUUGUGUGAAGUCUGAGUCAGAAGGCGAUAAAUCUUUGAUUCAACAAGAACUCCACAUGCCUUACUUGGUUCAUCCAGGGUUGAACGUCCAACCUCCAGCUGAAGACACAACUUUCUUUGCAUCAUCUAUAUGUCCAGCACCAAUUUGCCGACAAUUCUGGAAAGCUGGAAACUACAACGAUGAGUUUGUCUCUAGGUCUCGUGUCCAAAAUAGCAAUAACUAUCUGCAUGUUCACCCUAAGUUCCUUCACUCAAAUGCCACUUCUCAUAAGUGGGCUUUUGGAGCUAUGGCAGAACUCCUUGACAAUGCAAUUGAUGAGAUACAAAAUGGAGCCUCUUUUGUCAUUGUAGAUAAAAUUUCAAAUCCAAGGGAUGGGAGUCCAUCUUUGCUCAUUCAAGAUGACGGAGGCGGAAUGGAUCCAGAGGCAAUUCGGCGUUGUAUGAGUUUUGGAUUUUCAGACAAGAAAUCUAUAUCUGCAAUUGGAAGAUAUGGAAAUGGAUUCAAGACCAGCACGAUGAGACUUGGAGCUGAUGUUAUAGUAUUCAGUCGCCAUGUGCAGAAUAGGACAUCAACUCAGAGCAUUGGUCUCCUGUCAUAUACAUACUUGUCUCGAAAAGGUCUGGACAGGAUAGUAGUACCUAUGGUUGAUUAUGAGUGCAAUAUGUCAACUGGCACUUUUGUACCUCUUCAUCGCUACCAUGAAGACCAAUUCCAGUCAAAUAAGUCUAUCAUUUUGCAAUGGUCGCCAUAUUGCAACGAGGUGGAUCUUAUGAAGCAGUUUGAUGACAUUGGCUCUCAUGGAACUAAAGUUAUUGUUUUCAAUUUAUGGUUUACUGAUGACGAGAAAUUGGAGUUCGAUUUUAAAAAUGAUCCUGAGGAUAUUCUCCUACAAGGUUCUGAUAAUUGUAAGAAAAUAAAGUUACAAAAUAAAAUAAGUGAAGAGCAUAUCGGCAGCCGAUACCAUUACUCCCUCCGAGUAUACUUGUCCAUUUUAUACUUGCAGAUUCCGCAGAAUUUUAAUAUCAUAUUGCGUGGAAAAGCUGUGAAACAUCACAGUGUAGCAUGUGAUCUCAAAUAUCCAGAGUUCAUCUUGUACAGACCUCAAACCGGGGGAACUAAGGAGGCUGAAGUACUAACAACAAUAGGGUUUCUUAAGGAAUCUCCUCAAGUCAAUAUACAUGGCUUCUGUGUCUACCAUAAAAAUCGUCUUAUACUGCCAUUUUGGCAGGUUGUAAGCUAUGAUAGGAGUAGAGGAAGAGGUGUUGUAGGGGUCUUGGAAGCAAAUUUUAUUGAGCCUAUUCAUAACAAGCAAGAUUUUGAGAAGACUUCCCUUUUCCAAAAGCUUGAAGCUCGCUUGAAGGACAUGACUUGGGAAUAUUGGGACUGUCACUGUGGACUUAUUGGCUAUCAAGUGAAGAAAAAAAUCCAAGUACCUUUAUCUUUACUAGACUCAUCUGAUGUGCUUCCAAGUCAAGCUAGACAUGAAUCCCUUAGCACAAAUAGAGUUUUGACAUUGGAUCGAGCACCAGUUCAUCAGGUUGAUCCUGUGGUUAGUUUGCCUGCUGAAUCUCUAGUUCAGAAUGAUCAAAGCAGCACGCAGCAGCAUGGUACCAAGAGGGCACAAGAAGAUCUUGGAAAGGGGAGAAGACAGGUCAGGCUUGUACCUGAUGCUAUGAAUGCUGGGCACUCUAUUCAAGUUCAGCUUGCUUCUCAGGCUGCCAAGCUUGUGAAUGAAAACAGGGCUGUGGUAAUGAUUCAGGAAAAUAAGAAGCUUUUUGCAAAAUGCUUAGAAUAUGAGAAAGCUGAAGAAGAGCUCAAUUACAAGGUAUCAUGGCUGAGAAAGGAACUUGAAUUUGCACAACACAAAUAUGAGAGGAUGUUAAAUGAACUACAAUUGUUAGAUGCUGCCAAGCCUGAAAAGAAUCUGUAAUAUUAAAAACAAUUCGGCGCAAUAAGUGGAUGCAGCAGUCUGUGACUGGUGUGAGUGUUGAGAUAUGCUACCUGGAGGCCAUGCUUCUUAAGAGCUAUGAAGUCCAACAGGAGAUGGCACCUUGCUCUAACUGACAUUUUGGGCAGAUGGUGCUAUUUGGCUGUUGUCAAGAUAUCACUGCCAUGAGGCUUUAGUUGAUCUCCAACUAUCUUCUAGCACGCCGUCUUUAUUGCUUUCCUAGUCCUACCACAGCUUUGCAUAUAACAUAUGGGUGAUGCUGGAGCAAGAUGCAAUGAAGCCAGGCCCUUCGUUUUGGUGGUAAUGUUCUCUUAGGCCAAAUGGGAGUUGAGAGGCAUUAUAAAUUGUUAUGUAGUAAUCACAUUGUAUAGCCAUUCGAGUAUGUAACCUCUUGUGUUAAUAAAUGAAGAGAAGCUUAAAUCUC
Molecule: messenger RNA, 4901 nt
Organism: Beta vulgaris subsp. vulgaris (sugar beet)
Lineage: Eukaryota; Viridiplantae; Streptophyta; Magnoliopsida; Caryophyllales; Amaranthaceae
Product: protein MICRORCHIDIA 6
Exons: 21
Coding region: 2471-4459 (662 amino acids)
Cellular component (GO): nucleus
Molecular function (GO): ATP hydrolysis activity
Source: RefSeq, a predicted model, not a curated record